UCGUGAUUAGCCUGGGUGGGACCGAAUAUGAAGGCGUCUGUUGGGAGUGGCGUGUGCGCAAUGAAACUUCACGCGUCAUUCACCCAGCCCUGGGAACCCUCGGCGAAAGGAAUCAUUCUUAACUUCAGGACUCCACCAGUUGGUUUUCGUGACCGGGAAUUGCGCCGCUCACCUGAACCGAUGUCCGCGUACACGAACCUCACGUCGCUCUGGAAGCAGAAGACCAAGUCCGAGCUGAGGUCACCUGAAACAGACUUAAAAACAUCGCUGGAUGAAUGUAUAGCAGCAUUGGAUUUAUUUCUAAGCAACAGAUUUGAAGAUGCUUUGACCAAGCUCCAUUCAAAAGCCAAAGACAGCAUGUACCACUCCCUGACAUAUGCCACGAUAUUGGAAAUGCAAGCCAUGAUGACCUUUGAACCUGAGGAUAUUAUUAAUGCAGGAAAUAUGAUGAAAGAUGCCCAAGCAGUCUGUCAAAAGUUUAGGAAAAAAACCACUGUUGCAGAUUCAAUCAACAACCUGAUGAACAGGCAGACAGCGGAGGUUUUCACAGAAGAGGAAAUGCAUGCUGAAGUCUGCUAUGCUGAGUGUUUAUUACAGAGAGCUGCUCUGACUUUCUUACAGGAUGAGAACAUGAUUGGCUUCAUCAAAGGUGGCAUCAAAGUAAGAAAUAGUUACCAGACAUACAAGGAGCUUCUCAAUAUUGUGCAGUCAUCCAGCUACACUAAAGGAGAGAAUUAUAGCCAUUUGGAAGGAGGUGUUCAACUUGGAAUUGGAGCUUUUAAUCUAACCAUAUCUUUAUUGCCAACAAGGAUUCUUCGACUUUUAGAAUUUGUUGGAUUUUCUGGAAAUAAGGAAUACGGUCUGGAACAACUACAGGAAGGAGCGUCCACUGAAAACUUUCGGGCUCUUCUUUGUACAAUGCUGCUUCUAUGUUAUCACACAUUCAUGAGUUUUGUACUAGGCACAGGUGAAGGUGAUGUUGAUGAUGCACAACGAUUACUGUUGCCCUUUCUUAAACGAUAUCCAAAGGGUGCUAUCUUCCUGUUUUUUGCGGGAAGAAUUGAAGAAAUCAGAGGCAAUAUUGAUGCAGCUAUUUCACGCUUUGAGGAGUGCUGCGAAGCCCAGCAACAUUGGAAACAAUUUCAUCACAUGUGCUACUGGGAACUGAUGUGGUGUUUUACAUUUAAACGUCAGUGGAAGAUGGCAUAUUUCUACGCUGAUCUAUUGUGUAAAGAAAAUUCAUGGUCUAAGUCUACAUACAUGUACAUGAAGGCAGCCUAUCUCAACAUGUUUGGAAAAGAGGACUACAAACCCUUUGGAGAUGAUGAAAUUGAACUAUUCAGAAAGGUGCCAAAUAUGAAACAGAAAAUUGCUGGAAAGUCUCUGCCAACAGAAAAGUUUGCAAUCAGAAAAGCUCGACGGUAUCUUUCACAAAAUCCUGUAAAACUCACAGUACCUGCCUUGGAAAUGAUGUACAUUUGGAAUGGCUACACAGUAAUUGGGAAACAUCAAGAUCUGACAGAAGGCAUGCUAGAGACGCUUAACGAUGCUGAGAGGACACUUAACAGUGGCCCAGUAAAUGAGUACCUGAUGGAUGACCAAUGUUUGGUGAAGUUGCUUAAAGGUCUUUGUCUCAAACAUUUGGACAGACAGUUGGAAGCAGAAGAGUACUUUAGUUGGAUUCAUACAAACCAGCAAUUGAUCAAGUAUGACCAUUAUCUGAUUCCAAAUGCUUUACUGGAACAUGCAUUGCUUUGCAUGCAAGAAGGCAGGAAUGAUGAGGCAGUAAAAUUUCUGGAAAGUGCAAAGCAAAAUUACAAGAAUUAUUCAAUGGAAUCAAGAACACAUUUUCGAAUCCAAGCUGCUCUUCUCAAAUUGAAAUCUCUCACACAAAAUGGAAGUAAAUUAUUGCCUUCUACUCUAUAGGACAUAUUUGAAUUACCCUGACAAAACGCAUCCAGGAUCCACAUUAACGGUGCAUUACUGUCUUGGAGCAUGGUACAUCUUCCACUGCAUUUACUGGUAAUCUGUUGCAAACUUAUUGUGGUGAAGAACAAUUGCAACUGUGCUCUUAGGAACUAUAAGCACAACUGGGUUUACACGGGUUCAGGGAAACAGUGAAUUAUUGGUUUAGAAAUCUAAAGCACGAUUAUUUCUAGUUGAGUGUCUUCAUUAUUAUAAAUAUAUAAAUACAGAAUUUCAUAUGCAACCCUAAUUGUAUGAAAAAUUGGAUCAGUGGAAGGAAUACCCACAGAUGUAAAUAACUUUUAAAUAUCUGAAAAUUAAUUACUACUCAAAAUCCAUGGUCAUCCAAAGGCUACCUAACAAUAUCAAUAUUUAUCUCAAGACAUAAAUGUCUUGCAUUUAAAUAGAGC
This is a messenger RNA of Amblyraja radiata (thorny skate), 2375 nucleotides long. RefSeq names its product tetratricopeptide repeat domain 39A (gene ttc39a). The transcript has 18 exons. Gene Ontology annotation, molecular function: protein binding. Bases 28 to 1926 code for a protein of 632 amino acids. Lineage: Eukaryota; Metazoa; Chordata; Chondrichthyes; Rajiformes; Rajidae. The record is from RefSeq and is a predicted model, not a curated record.